This is a messenger RNA of Pseudomyrmex gracilis, 3664 nucleotides long. RefSeq names its product protein broad-minded-like. The coding region runs from base 14 to 3625 and encodes 1203 amino acids. The transcript has 8 exons. NCBI's taxonomy places the organism in Eukaryota, Metazoa, Arthropoda, Insecta, Hymenoptera, Formicidae. The record is from RefSeq and is a predicted model, not a curated record.
AUAAAAAUAUCUUAUGUGUGUAUAUUAUGUCUUUUCAGACUGUAUAAAGUCUGUAUCUUGUAGUUGCCAUGGCAAUCAUUGUCAAAACAUUGUUUCCUUCAGAAAUCAGACAUGUGUGUCACUUAUUUGCUUGUGUAUAGAUUUACUUACAGAAUAUUACAUUGCGCAUAAAAUAAAUAUGGAGAAUAAUAUAUCAUCGGAUCUUCGCAAAUGGUUGAGAAAAUGUUUAAAGAAGGAGUUCGGAAAAACCAUACAUAGCGCCAUAGAUAAGGAACAGGGACCCGUCGAUAUUGCUCACGAAGUUACGCACUCGAGAAACAUGAUCAGUUUAUUGAACUCCAUGAAGAAAGUAAUUAGCGAACAAUAUGUAUUGACGAAACCCUCAUCUGCGAUGUCACAAUCGCAGUCAUCAUUGUCUUUCACUAGCGAUAUCACGGCGGACGAUUGGGCUUCUCCUCAAGGAAACGGAGAAGAGUACAAUUACGUUAUCGACAAAAUCAGUCGCGAUAAGCCGGUUCAUGUGAGACUCGCUGGUUACGAAAUUUUAUUAAAAAUUGAUGUGUCCAACAUAAAUGACAGUCCUCAAUGGGACAUGCUUGAAAAGAUGCUACUGGAUGGACUCACGGAUGACAGCAGAGCCAUAUUUGAGGCCAGCAUGCGAGUUCAUGCCAAAUUACUAAAUUAUCCGCAAUUGCACAGUGUUUACGGUAAUUUGUUGAACGCGUUCGAUACGCAAUAUCAUUCGCAAAAAAUGUGCGAGACUCUGCCCACGUUGAUUUCCGGAAUUAACUUUAAGUUCUUCCUGCACGAAAAACUUUUCUGCAUAUUGUAUUUGACAAUUUGCUACCACGAGGAAAUGUUGAAAAAUACUAAACACAGUGAAAAAACUAUGGAAGAAAUUAUAGAGCAAUUUAUAACAUUUCUUAGUUCACACAGCUUCGGUAAGACACUUCAACCUAAAACCUUAAACAUGCUGAAUAUAAUAUCUGUAUUAGAGCCACAGGCUAAAUGGAGCAAGAGGUGGCUUCAUAGUCUCUCAACUAGGAGAACUUUCGUUACCGCUUUGGCUAAAUCGCCGACGUUGCUUCAGAAUGCCAUUGAAUGUAUCAAAAGCGGUUUGAAAACAACACCUUGCGCCUUGACCGCUUGCAUUAUGGACGAAGGCAACGAAUUGUGUAUUCCCGGAAACACGAUAGAAACCGCAACUUAUUUACAUUGUGUUGUUUUUGUCUCGCAGCUUUGCAGUUACGAGAAUAGCCGAACAUUAUUUGCCGAAGGUUCAUUGAAGACACCGUUUGUUGUCACUGACUUUCUCAUCGAAUUGACAAAGUCUUUGAACAAGAUAGCACCCGACGCACCGAGCGGAGUGUACAAUACUUCCUGCAACGCUCUGCAAACUGUACUGAAUAUAUCGGAAACGUUAUACAAUGCUGAAUUCUAUCACACUGCAUUGUGCCAUUUGACGUCUCUAUCUGAAAAUAAUUUAAAAAUUUGGUCCCAUACGUUAAUCAUCAUUUCUCAUAUGGCGAACACAAUGGACGGCGUGGAAUUUUUGAUUACAAUUUGUAAGGAGCAUUCAACGAAUUCCGAAAGCGUAUCUUCAAAAUCUCCGGUCGCGAUCAUAAUGCAAUACGCAUCGAAUUUGUUGAAACAACCAUUUUCCAUAAUGGAUAUAGAAUAUAUUUCUAAUUCGUUCAGCCUCGUGGAAAAAUUAUUCGACGUAUACGACGUUUACGAGGCUGCACAAGAACAGAUAGAAAUGCAAUUCUAUCCUGCUGUCGCUAAAUUCUACAAAAAAUUAAAUAAAUGUGGCGUUGAAAAUGAGAAUAAAAUACAACCAUUAGAUAGAGCUGUCAAAAACAUUUUACUAAAAAUGGUAUCGAUACCACUCGGGUUGCAGGCUCUUGUCAAUGAAAAGUUAGUAUUCGAGGAAUUGAUUCGCGGACUAAUUGUUCCUCUGAGAGUAACCUGGAGCUCAACCAAUAUAGUCAGUUUUAUCUCAUCAGCCGGCUAUUUUGAUAUCGGUUACAACGUGCUCGCGGAUCUCGCACCUCACGUUUUGUCGACUUUGCUGUCGCAAACUUGCGCAAACGCGGAAGAUUCUAAAUACUUUUACGACCCAUGGGAUCGAGAAAACGUCGACGAAUUUUUACAUAUACUUGCAUUAUUCUCUCUUAAUUUUAAUUGUUUCGCCGCAUUUAUGAUAACCGAAUUGGAUAAUGACGAGGAAAAGGAUUAUCCUUUCAAUUUGUCCGAAUUAUUACGUGCUGCGACCAACGAAGAUUCAAGCUAUCAUCAUUUAGGUCUUUUAUCGUUGAACACAGUAAUCUGGAACUUGGAUAUUUAUGCUUACUUACAAAACUUAUUAAAUUUUCAGGAGUCAUUGUUAGAUAUACAGAAAAUGAGUACGAUUCUAAUUGACGCUUGCAAGGAACAAGACUGCGAUGAAAGGGAUUCGGAGAAAAGUAUAACAGAAAAUGAUGACGAUAAGCAGGAACCAACAAAGGAAUACAUAAUUGAUAAUUCCAGUUUCUUGCGACAUAAUAUUUUAUUGAAAUCAUAUUAUUUGACAUUCAAAAGGUAUCAGCGUGAAAUACCGUUGGAAGAAUGUGAACUGUUUUCAGAAUUUCCACCUCCUAGAAUAUACGCAGACAUGUUAACAAAUCCCUUGAACGCGGACUGCGAUUCAGAAUUGAGUAACAUGUUGCAAGAGGAGAGACCGGGUUUGUUAGAUAUUAGUUGGGUGUCGCAAGUUAGGGCAGCUCAUAAAGAGUCGCGAGGUCCGAUAAAGAAUUCAACAAUGAUAAAUUUAUUAAAUCAAAUGCACAAAGCCGUUCCAACUGCGGAAUGGGUGGAGCACUUUGAGUGGCAGGAGAAUAUAACGUAUGACGCGGAUUAUUGGCUGCCGGAAGACACGCAGGCAAUUAAUAUCACGUUAAAAUAUGCCGAACAAUUAAAAAUAUUAAAGAAUAAUAAUGAAAACCAGAAACAUUUGAAACAAUUUAUACAUUCCGCUUACAUAUUCAUACAAUACAACAAACCGAGUAAAUUCGAAGGUUUUGACUGGUUUUUAGGAACAGUGUUUCUUAUUUGUGAUGGAGAUCUAGAUAAAUGUAAAACAUUUAUAAUGCAAUUAAUUCAAUUUCCAACGACAUUGCUGCUCUGGCCAAAACUAGGCAAAGUUAUUAAUGAAAAAAAUAACGAAAACACUAGUUUGCAAUUCACGUUCAUGCAAGUUUUAGAAUCUAUGGUUAAUAUUGAACUUCCAAACAUUAAAUAUGGAUUAAAGGAUGUCUGUGGCGUGGAUUGGUGGAUGAUAUUCAAUAGAAUGAUAUCUCAAUGCUUCUGGAGUAUACUUCCGUGGAGAGAAAUAGCUCACUUUUUCGCAAUUUGUAUUUUAUAUCCGCCGGAUUAUAUGGUAUAUUAUAGUGUGUCACUCUUGCAAUACUGUCAGAAUACUCUACUGGAAGAUUUAACAAACGGAAAAAUGUGGCCGGAAAAUAUGAUUCUUGAUGAGUAUUGCUGUCAUACUUACAUUUCGUACAUGGAUAAUUUGAGUCAACGAUACAGAAAUAGGAUUUUACCCGCGAUGACAAAAAAUUUGAAUUCAGAAGAUGAAAUAUAAAUAUAUUUAUAUUAUACAUAAUACACACACACACACAUA